Moneuplotes crassus is the source of this 1245-nucleotide messenger RNA. NCBI's taxonomy places the organism in Eukaryota, Ciliophora, Spirotrichea, Euplotida, Euplotidae. The record is from the annotation of a GenBank genome assembly.
UAAAUUUUAAGUAUAUCUAAAAUGGGCUCAGCUUGAUGAGUGCCUGACCGAGAACAGAGGAAGGGACAUUUGAUUGAUGAAGAAAUGAAUGGAUUGGGAACAAGACUUAGAAAAACAAGUAGUAAAGCAUCACUUAGCUUAUGCUCAGUCGAAAGAGAGAAACCUGGCAAGGAUGGAUCCCACAUACUAGAGACCCAGUCUGCCUCCAGGAUGGCAUCAGGUUUAUCAGAGACCGUUUCCAAACAAAAGCCCAGCGAUAAAAAAUUAUCCUCAAAAAUCUCCGAAAAAGACAAGAAGGAUGAAGAUCGAAGCCAAAUGUUCUCCUCAAGUCAGGCUUAUAACACCAGGAUGACGAUUCAUCGAAACACUCCUAUCUCUCAUGACUUCCCUUUUAGUCCUCAGAAGUAUCAAGAAGGGGGCGAAGGAAGAUUGACUGUCUACAACCACAUCAAAGAAAGCAAUCUCAUCGAAAAGGUUGACAUAUCUUCGAAUAGGCCAAAAAUAAAAUACUCAGAGGCCUACACCCACAAGUCUGGUGAUACACUAGACAGAUUUGAAGACUUGCCAGAUCUUGAUCAGAGUCUUAAAAAUUUCUACGAAGCAGAUGCUUGAUUUAAUGCCGACCAUGUCUAUGACCUGCUCAGCAAGUAUGAAAUGAGUAAUAAAGAUGAAGACUGGGAACAACAUCUUGAUGAAGAGGACUAUAAGGCCUGGACUUCGAUAACUGGACCUAUUUUGAGCUUCAAACACCCCUUACUCUACUCUGAAAUGAAGUUUGAUGGAUCUACAGAUAUGGAAAAACUCUGAGAAAUCAUGACAGAUUAUGAACAAGCUCUUAGGUGGAAACCUCAUCUCCAGUAUGUCAAAGUUCACGAUAAGUUCUGCCAAAAUGGGAUCAUCGUCCAGUCAGAAUAUUCAAAAGUUGAUUAUGAGAUUGGCCCUAGAGAUUUUGUGGAAAAACAAAUUGUUAUGAAUUCUUUCGAUGCAGAAGAGAAACCUAUAACAAUUAUUUUCUGCUCCUCCAUCCCUUCGGAUAUAUAUCCUUCUCCAGAGAAAGUGAAGCGCUGAGAAACCCUCUUAAGCUUAACGAUCUUGGGUGAAGAUGGCCAUGGAAGUGCCCUGGUCAAGAACUAUAUGUUAGUCGACUCAAAGAUUGCUCUUUACUCAAGAAUGCUAUUGCUGAAGCAUUUACCAAAGAAAAUUGAGAUCAUUCACCAAAGUAUCAAAAAGCUACUAGAUGAAUAA